AUGGACUCGAGACCGACACCUGAAUGGUACGAGAUCCGAUUACCUUGGCCGCUCAGUUAUUUCCCGUCGAUCUUCCGGUUCCUGUCGUUGGCUUAUAUCGCCCCUAUCAUCCUCUUGUCCGUCAUCGAUGUCGGAGGUUAUCUGUUGUUCAAGUUGUUCUAUAAGCCGUUCGGCAACUAUCCGAUGUAUGCAUACUUCAAACAAGCUCCACCGCGAGAAGAGGCCGAUUCGGAGCCCACAUCGCCCCGCAAGCUAGGCAAGAAGAAGAGCGGCCGAGCGGCCGAGAAUUUGUCGGCAUCAUCAUCGUCGUCGUCGGAGGCCUCCUCGACGCUCUCGUCGCCAGUCAUCCAGCCCACCAUCUCGCUCAACUCCACCAGCUUCUCCUCCCCCAACAAAAACACCAUCCCAGACCGAGACGACGACGACGACGACGACAACGACAGACUCCGUUCCGUCGAACGCAAAUCGUCCCUGCGCAGGAGAAGCUCCUCCUCCAAGAAAAAUAAGAAAUCCGCCGCCAACAUCGACCCCGAUAAUCAUCGUCAUCUCAUCGGAUUCGAAGGGCCCAUGUUGGACUUCAAAAGUCCUACCGCUUCUGAUUACGAAGAAUAG
This is a messenger RNA of Puccinia graminis f. sp. tritici CRL 75-36-700-3, 612 nucleotides long. RefSeq lists its product as uncharacterized. The record is from RefSeq and is a predicted model, not a curated record. The coding region runs from base 1 to 612 and encodes 203 amino acids. NCBI's taxonomy places the organism in Eukaryota, Fungi, Basidiomycota, Pucciniomycetes, Pucciniales, Pucciniaceae. The transcript is spliced from 4 exons.